AUGAAGGCGCUGAAACAAAUCUUCUGCAUGUCCGUUAUAUCUGUUUUGGGCCAAGUGCACUGCGCAGUGGUAACUCCACAAUGCCCGAGCAGUGGAUACGAGAUAUCCAUACUGGGUUGGAUGUUACAAGGACACAUUUACAAAACGAUGGAGGCAAACUCCCCGCUAGACUGCUUAUUCGCUUGUAGAGAAGACGAUCGAUGCCAAAGUUUCAAUUGGGUGAUCUCUCGUCUCUUGUGCGAGUUUAAUAACAGAACAAAGGAAGCCAGAUCUGAGGAUUUCGUGUCAGAUCCAAACAGAUUUUACUUUAGACGAUACAAAAACAGAGGUAAAAAGGUGUUUUCGACAAUACUACCUAAGAAACAGUGAAGACCUUAUUGAAACAUUUGAAAACAAUCAAAGACCUGUUUAGGUGUUGUGGCUGUUGUAAAUUCACUUCAAGUAAUACGUUUCAGUAUUUAGGCCACGAGGACUUGAAGAUUGAUAAAGAUUUCAGCGUCAUUGCAACAAAUCAAAUUCCCCACUUUAGAAAUGAGAUGGAAACUGGGCCUUAAACUUUUGCAAGGAAGUAUGGGACUGCUCUGGGGACAGGGAUCCCAGAAGUCUUUGCGAAAGGUAACUCGGCCCAGUUUCCUACCGUUUCUAAAGGGGUGAAUGCAAAACAGAGUUCAAUAGAGAGGAGAGGUCAUUACGUUACGUUGCCAUGGUAGAAACAUUCCUGGAUGACAACAAACCAAAAUGUCACUUAAAAAUUAGAUUAGCACUGUUUCAAACUUCAUAGAUCUUAUUUAAUUUCAUUUAAUUUGUCAAAUGUUGACGACAUUUUUGGGUUGAAUCCGAAAGGACCUUAUCUAAGUUUAGAAAAAGGAAAAUAAAAUUGUGUUGUGCUCACCUACUCCAUAAAGCAGGGGAGUGAAAUUAGGAAGUUUCAUGUCGCAGUCGUGGAACAACGGUCAAGAAAUGUACAAAAAAGCGUGAUGGACGUGCAAAGUCGUUUUUUAUUGCGACUCUUCCCAAACCGAAUUUACGAAAACGAUCGAGAGCUCCACAUGGUGGCGCACUGGUUUGCUGAAGAGAUGACCCAAGCAAGAAUCUCAAAAUAACUAGUUAAUAUUUUCUCUUUCUUAGCAAACACUUACGACAAAGUAAAGAAGACAAAACCAUAAGAAUAUGUAGACAGUGGCUGGUCGGAGUCUGGGGAGGUGGUGGGAAAAAUUUUCAACUAAUGGCAAUAGCUGGAAGGGCCGCGUUAAACAUAUAACAAGUCUUUCAUACAGAACUAAAUACGUUCGAUCUCCUGAUUGGCCAGGGAACCACCGCCUGCACACUGCUGAUAAGAAACGCGAAAUGCCUCGAACUAAAAUCAAAGCAAGAUUCCAUCUUCUCAUCAUAAUGAUUGUUUUUGCUAAUAUAAACCUAUUGCUUUUUUGCUGUUCGCCGCCGACGUUCCUGUUGUUGUGAUUUAGGAAUUUUGCCACCACGGUAACAUGACGUCACACUUCUCCUCUCUCAAUCUGUUCUGUCUCUCCAGUCCCUCUCGGCUCAAUUCCUGAACUGCCAGCUGAAUCUUGCAAGGAAGUAAUGGAAAGCGAGGAACAAGCGGUCAGCGGCAAGUACUGGUUAUACACCAUAAAAGAGAACAUUCCUGUUCUAGCUCACUGCAAUAUGGAAACUUUCGGUAAGUUCUAAACUACACUGCAAAUACCUCUAGAAACACACUGCAGGCUUCUUAUUCCUAACCGUGGACAUUUAAUAGGCUGACUAACCUUUGCCUCUUGUCGAUUGGAAAAGCUUAGGCACCAUAAAUAUGGCGCACUAUUGUGGCUGCGUUUUGAACGUUUUCGGCCUUCCAUAUUAGGGAGUUUAAGCAGCCACGCAACCGGAAGUGGACUUUUUGCGCUCUUGAGCCAUGACUUUUUGAACAAAUUUUUGGGCAGAUCGUCCCUAUAAGAGUAAAGAAAAACAUAGCAAUACAAAUUUGCUUGCGUGAAGGCAUAUUGCGUUGCAAUGUUGGAACAGUGUUGUAACUAUUCGAAACAAUGUCCCAACAAUGUUGCAACGCUGUGUUGCGCUAAAAAUCGGCGUUGCGAAUCGUCCCGUGUAACAUCACCUCUAGAUUUAUACACCAUUCGAGACAUUUUGAAAGAGCACGUGAGUAUGGGUCACUUGGGGUGUGUUGAAUUGCAUUAUGUGACUGCUUUGAGAACGAUUUUGGACCCAGUUUCAUGCACUACCCCAUUAAAGCCAAUAAAAGAAGAGCUGGAGUCCCAAAACUAACCCAGUCUUCCACGAAAUAAGUGUAGCCUGCGUGGCAGGGGUUAAAAGAGAAAGGGAAACAGGGAAUGUGGGCUUCCCCUCCUCGCGCGCCCAAAAGUCUCCUUUCCCUUCCUCUUUUAACAACUGCCACGCACGCUAUACACCCAACGUCGAAAUGGCCACUACCAUAAAGGACUACAGCUUAUUACUUAAUCAGAGAGACCAUUUUGCACUUUGAGACGGUAUAAUGCUUUCCGUUUAAGACAAAAACUCCCUUUGUUUAAAAGUGGUAAACCGGAUGACGUUCCUUUUCUUAUUCAACUAAACUUACUAUUUAAUACGCACACCAAAAGGGAGCUUAUAUUCUAGAGCGUUUUUUUAACUACGCCCGCAAACUGGAAGUUAGGUCUUGCCGCUACCCUGCAGAUUCUUUGGGUGAGUGUCUUUACCCUUAUAAAAUGAGACGAUUAAACCCCUGCCCAAGAAUGCAAAAAGUCCCAGUUCCAAUUGACAUGCAUCGCUUUAGAACGACUUUGCUUUAGCUCCCUAAUGACACACUAACAUGACUGACAUGCAAGUCGACAGUUCUAAAGUACCAAAUACCCGGACAGAAUGGUACCUGAAAUUGGACUAAAUCGAUAGAGUUAUAAGUUGGUCUUUUUGCCACCGGAACUUGAGAAUAUAUUCACUUCAGCGAGGCUAAAGCUGUAGAAAUUCGUCAUCAAGGCUUAUAAGUUCAGCGAUUAUGUCAAAGUCGAAACUGGACUAUGAAUUAUUUCCGACGAUCCUGUAAUCAGUUCAUGAGAAGCGGAAAGCGAGCUCGGCCCAUUUACGUCCCAUUCUUUCUCGGGUCGCUUGCGGGUGACCUUCGACUGGCGCGCCAAAGAGGGACUGCUCGGAAGAGUACGUAGUCCAGGAUACGUUCAUUCAAGAGACUUUUUAACAACAAGCGUCAACUUUUAUUAUGUUAAACACUGUUGUUUGUCUUAUUUUUGAUAGAACAGAUGACAAACAAAGUAAGCUAAAAUAUUUGCUCAUAAAAAGUUUCAGAUUGCCCCAACUACCAAAAUUUGACCAACGGUAACAGGAAAGUGUCCUACGGAUCAUCUCCACCUCUUUGUGAUAAUUCACUGAAUGGAUGGUAUCGUUUCCAAGGUAACGCGGGGACAAAAAUGCCUUCGUCAUGCGUUGCUCCUUCCAAAUGUAGUACCCAUGCCACUGGCUGGCUUAAUGGUGCUCAUCCGUCAGUAGAAGAAGGCAAAGUCACCAAAAAGGUCUGCUUUAGCUGGGGCUCAAACUGCUGCAGGUGGUCCAUCAAUAUUGAAGUACUCAACUGCGGAGAUUUCUUCCUGUAUCACUUCAAAGGAACGCCCCCGGAACAUCCAUGUAAUCUUCGUUAUUGUGGUACUGACUGA
Messenger RNA from Porites evermanni, 3671 nucleotides. Lineage: Eukaryota; Metazoa; Cnidaria; Anthozoa; Scleractinia; Poritidae. The record is from the annotation of a GenBank genome assembly.